Humulus lupulus (European hop) is the source of this 1466-nucleotide messenger RNA. Its product is annotated as F-box protein At5g46170-like. The record is from RefSeq and is a predicted model, not a curated record. Gene Ontology annotation, molecular function: protein binding. The transcript has a single exon. Lineage: Eukaryota; Viridiplantae; Streptophyta; Magnoliopsida; Rosales; Cannabaceae. Bases 96 to 1208 code for a protein of 370 amino acids.
CACAUUGCACCCUCUUUAAGCAUCAAAAGCAAACGUUUUUACUAACCCUUUAACUUGAAUCGAUCUGUUCUUUUGUUCAUUAAUUCGCGAUUGCAAUGAGAUUUUCCCGAGAAAAUUUUCUGGGUACGGCGAAAACGACCCCAGAUUCUCAUCACGAGCACGAAGAAGAAGAAGAAGCAGAAUCAGACUACUUUGACCAACUCCCAGAUGACAUUCUUCUCGUGAUCUUCAACAAAGUUCUCGAUGCCAAAUCUCUCGUUCAAUGUCUUUCGAUCUCGAAGCGUUUCAAUUCUCUGAUUCCCCGAACCGACUCCAUUUUCCUCCAUCUCCCUCGAAAGAUUCAACCAAAGAAGCCCCUCUUGAAGAGUCUCCUCAACAACUACAUCCCCAAAUCGAUUCGAUUUCUCAAGACCAUCGUCUCCCCUAACAACAAACCCAAACCCAACAAGAUCACUCGGAAUGAUCUCUUUUACCCGGCUGAUGAAGCUUUGAAGAAUUUCAAAGAGACCAAAUCUCUGCAUCUGGAGGUUCCAUGCGCCAGCAAUGGAGAAAACGACGAGUCGUUUUUGAAAUGGACGGCCGAGUUCGGAACCAAUCUCCAGAGCUGCGUAAUCCUCGGGGGAAAUUCAGUAAAGAGAGGAACUCUCCAGAAGAAAAACGACAAUGGAAACAGCGAAUCAUCGUCUCCUCCACCUCAACAACCGGUGAUGUUAUCAGACGAGGAGCUAAAGCUGCGAAUAGUAUGGAUGAUAUCGUCGUUGAUGGCCGCCUCCGCCAGACACUACGUGUUGAAACGCGUCGUCGGAGACUUCCCAGCUCUGGCGAACGUCGUCGUUUCGGACGAGAAGAAACGAGGGAAGCUCUCCAUAGGGGCGGAGCAACUCGCCGAGUUGAGAUCGAACUCGGAAAACGACGAUGAAUCGUCGACGAAGGUUGAGCUAGAGUCGUCGUUGGAGAGGAGCUUGAUACCAGAUUUGAAGAUGAAACUGUGGUACGUUCCCGAGCUGGAGCUACCGGGAUGUGGGCGCGUGAUGAGUGGAGCGACGUUGGUUGUGAUCAAGCCCAUGAGUGGAGCUGUUGACAAUGUCGAUGGUGUGUUGGGAGGUGGGUUCGAUGGCGAUGAAGAAGAGAAGAGCAUCGUGAGUGAAGCUGUUGCAGAGAUGAUGAAGAUGAAGAAGACUUACGUCAUGGAAAUGACUUCAUUCUGAUUCAAAUAGUUUCAUUUUUUUUCUUUUUUUUUGUGUGUGAGAUAUAUAGUUAAAUUCUUUUUUUUUUCUUUCUAAAUAUAUAUUAAGUGAUUAUUUGAUGGAGAAUUUUUUGUAGGUUAUCAGUGAAACAAUAAACAUGUCAUUGAUUCAAUCAUUGAAACUAUGCUUUGUUUUUUGAAGGAUCAUUAAAAUUAUGUUUGAGUUUGGUCUGUAUGAAAUUAGUAAUUAUUUGAGCAAAGUUUUAUUUUCGGUGUGAAA